Pelobates fuscus (common spadefoot toad) is the source of this 1389-nucleotide messenger RNA. Its product is annotated as acidic mammalian chitinase-like. Gene Ontology annotation, cellular component: extracellular region. Gene Ontology annotation, biological process: chitin catabolic process; carbohydrate metabolic process. Lineage: Eukaryota; Metazoa; Chordata; Amphibia; Anura; Pelobatidae. The record is from RefSeq and is a predicted model, not a curated record. The transcript is spliced from 10 exons. Gene Ontology annotation, molecular function: chitinase activity; chitin binding. The coding region runs from base 37 to 1296 and encodes 419 amino acids.
CUUCUUCACAUUGCAGGCGAGGAGAGGCCGAAUCCGAUGAUGUGCAAGGACAACACGUGCAUGGAAUGGAUCGGGAGCGAAGUUCUUUCGGGACUUGAGUUAAGGUCUUGCACUAGUGCUGCAAGUGCAGCUAGUAACAGUGAACUGAAAACUCUUCUCUCCGUUGGAGGUUGGAACUAUGGAACCUCUGGAUUCAACACAAUGGUGUCCAAUUCCCAGAACCGACAGACAUUCAUUACUUCUGUCAUCAAGUUCCUGAGACAGUAUGGAUUUGAUGGGUUGGACAUUGACUGGGAAUACCCUGGUGAUUCAGACAGAGGGAGUCCCCCACAAACCCAACAGCAGUUCUCUGUUCUGCUGCAGGAAAUGCAUGAUGCAUUUGUUCAAGAAGCCAGUCAGAGCAACAAACCACGCCUGCUCAUCUCUGCUGCUGUGUCUGCUGGCAAGUCCACCAUUGAGGCUGGUUACCAGAUCCCACAGCUAUCUCAGUACUUGGAUCUCAUUAAUGUGAUGACAUAUGAUCUCCGUGGUUCAUGGGAAGGGUUUACAGGAGAGGACAGUCCUCUGUUCCAGGGUCCAGCUGAUCAGGGUGGCUACAUCUACUUCAAUGUGGAUUAUGCUAUGAAUUACUGGAAAGAUAAUGGUGCUGCACCUGAAAAGCUCAUGGUUGGGUUCCCAGCAUAUGGACGGACAUUCACACUUAGUAAUCCAUCUAAUAAUGGCCUUGGUGCACCAACAUCAGGUGGAGGACCUGCUGCCCCAUACACACAAGAGGCUGGAUUCAUGGCAUACUUUGAGAUCUGUGAUUUCUUGAAACAAGAUGCUACAGUGGUUUGGAACAGCCCUCAAGAAGUUCCUUAUGCUUACAAAGGAAGUGAGUGGAUUGGAUAUGACAACCCAAAGAGCUUCCAGAUCAAAGCAGAGUGGCUGAUGAAGAACAACUUUGGAGGUGCCAUGGUUUGGGCUCUUCCUUUGGAUGACUUCAGUGGGACUUUCUGUGGACAAGGCAAAUACCCCAUGAUGAACGCUCUAAAAUCUACUCUUGGAAUCUCAUUUCCAAAUUGUAAGACACCCACUGUAACUGUUGCUCCCAAUACAGCACAACCAGCUACGGCCGCAGCACCAACUGCCGGUAGCAGCAGCAGUGGUUUCUGUGUUGGAAAGGCAAAUGGUCUCUAUCAAAAUCCCAGUGAAAAAAGUGGCUUCUUUAACUGCGUUAAUGGGAAAACCUAUCAGGAGUCCUGUCAGACAGGCCUUGUUUUUGAUACCAGCUGCAAUUGCUGUAACUGGGCAUGAAGAGGAAACGGAUUGAUAUAGCCAAAAAAACUGUCCUUAUUAUGGUAGUGACCCCGUUGUUGGGCAUCCAUUCUGUAAUAAUGCUUUAAUAAA